This is a messenger RNA of Arachis stenosperma, 1347 nucleotides long. RefSeq lists its product as uncharacterized. The record is from RefSeq and is a predicted model, not a curated record. Bases 1 to 1347 code for a protein of 448 amino acids. The transcript has a single exon. Gene Ontology annotation, molecular function: RNA-DNA hybrid ribonuclease activity; nucleic acid binding. Lineage: Eukaryota; Viridiplantae; Streptophyta; Magnoliopsida; Fabales; Fabaceae.
AUGAAGAGUCUGGGUUGUGUCAAGGACGUCCAAAGAUUGGCAGGUCGACUAACCUCGUUAUCCCGUUUCCUCGGAGCCUCGGCAACAAGGGCCCUACCCUUCUUUAACCUCAUGAGGAAAGGGAUAGCGUUCGAAUGGACGCCCGCAUGCGAGGAAGCUUUCAAGCACUUCAAGGAAAUCCUAGCGACGCCCCCCGUACUCGGAAAGCCAAAGGCCGGAGAGCCGUUAUACUUGUACCUCGCCAUAACAGGAGAAGCCCUGACCGCGGUCUUGAUACGAGAAGAAGAAAGGGCUCAGCAGCCGGUCUAUUUCGUGAGCAGAGCCCUACAAGGGGCGGAACUUAGGUACAGCAAACUGGAAAAGCUAGCUCUGGCACUCUUGACCACCUCGAGGAGGUUAAAACAAUACUUCCAAGGCCACCAGAUAGUCGUGAGGACGGACCAAGGAAUCCGGCAAGUACUCCAGAAACCCGAUUUGGCGGGAAGAAUGAUGACUUGGUCCAUCGAACUCUACCAAUACGACAUACGGUACGAGCCCCGACAAGCGAUCAAGGCGCAAGCAAUGGCAGAUUUUUUGGUUGAAGUAACGGGAGAACCAACCGAAGAAACGGGCACACGGUGGAGGCUCCAUGUGGAUGGGGCCUCCAAUCAGACAUCCGGGGGCGCCGGGAUCAUCCUAGAGAGCCCGGCCGGGGUCGUGUACGAGCAGUCGAUCAAGUUUGAAUUCCCCGUUUCGAACAACCAAGCAGAAUACGAAGCCCUUAUAGGAGGCUUAACCCUAGCAACGGAGGUCGGAGCGACAAGGUUGGAAAUAUGCAGCGAUUCACAGGUUGUCACCUCCCAACUGAACGGGAGCUACCAAGCCAGGGACUCGCUACUACAAAAGUACUUGGAGAAAGUCAAGGAUUUGAGCCGGAAGUUUGAGGAAGUCACGAUCCACCACGUUCCGAGGGAAAGGAACACACGGGCAGACCUCCUAUCGAAGUUGGCUAGCACCAAACCGGGAGAGGGUAACCGAUCUCUCAUCCAAGGAAUGAUGAAGGAGCCGGCAAUCACCUUGCACCUCUCAAAGCUAAACCCCUCAUGGUUGGACCCCAUCACGGACUUCUUAGAAAAAGAUAAACUUCCCGACAAUGAAAAAGAUGCCAAGAAGCUGAGAAGGGAAGCAACCAGAUAUGCAAUCAUCCAGGGUCAGUUGUUCAGGAAAGGAUUCAACCAGUCCCUACUGAAAUGCCUGCACCCCGACCAAACGGACUACGUCCUCAGGAAAGUCCAUGAAGGGUGCUGCGGCUAUCACAUAGGAGGCAAAGCCCUGGCGAGAAAAUUAAUCCGGGCAGGGUACUAUUAG